Diplodia corticola is the source of this 1314-nucleotide messenger RNA. Its product is annotated as major facilitator superfamily. Gene Ontology annotation, molecular function: hydrolase activity, acting on carbon-nitrogen (but not peptide) bonds. The coding region runs from base 1 to 1314 and encodes 437 amino acids. The record is from RefSeq and is a predicted model, not a curated record. NCBI's taxonomy places the organism in Eukaryota, Fungi, Ascomycota, Dothideomycetes, Botryosphaeriales, Botryosphaeriaceae. The transcript has a single exon.
AUGGCUCCCACGACACGGAGCAAGAGCAGGAAGGCCGCGGUGGCCGGCUUUCCGGACCCCACGCAACCUACCAACACCUCGCGCAUGCAUGAGCUGCGCCCGCUCGAGAUGCGGAACCCGGCUCAGUUUGACCCCGUUCCGCCAAAGUACACGAUUGACCUGUCGCGCCCGCCCAGGGAGCGCUACAACGAAGUCGUGGCCGACUUCAAGCCUCAGCUUACCAAGCUGACCGGCCUCUUCGACGAGGUCCUCAUCAUGACCGGCCUCCCCGUCAAAGCAACGACGCGCUUCGCCCGCCUGUUCCUGCGCCGCGUGCGCAGCAAGGAAGAGACCGAGGAGCUGCGGGGGAUCAGCAAAGCCAGCGGCGUGCCCAUGCACCUGCUCGUCUCCUUCAACAGCCUCCUCGACCUCUUCAUGGGCUGCACCAGCGGCGGCGCCCGCGUCCGCACCGGCGACAGCUCCACCACCAUGCACCACUUCCGCACCUUGGACUGGGAGAUGGACGUGCUGCGCCGCGUCGUCGUGCAGCUCGAGUUCGUCGACCGGCCGCACGGCGCCGUCGUCGCCCGCUCCGUCACCUACGUCGGCUACGUCGGCGUGCUGACGGGCGUGCGGCGCGGGCUCAGCGCCUCCCUCAACUUCCGCCCCUACCACAACGACGACCUGUCCGGCUCCGCCAACGUGAAGUUCUACUCGAACCUGCUGCUGAUGCUGCUCGGCUUCCGGCCCUCGAUAUCCUCCCGGCUGCGAGAGCUCGUGAUUCCUCGUGUGGGUCCGCGGCGGCGCAGAGAUCCCGAUCGAAAGGGGCUCUGGGACUUGGCCACCGUCAAGGAACGCUUCCCCGCGCUGCCCACGACCGCUGCCUAUUUGAUUUUCAGCGAUGGCUAUGAGACCGCCGUGCUCGAGAAGGAUCGCGUCACCGCCACUGUGCGCUCGUCCAGCUCCUUCAUCGCCAUCACGAACUGUGACGUAGACGCCACAGACAGUUCCGACAAAGCCGCCAAGAAGCCGAGGGCGAAGCUUGAUCUCCUCAAGGACCUGAUCGAAGAGGCCGAGGACAGGCGAGUGCGCUUGGAGACGUGCUGGAACUCGGCCAAGGAACGGUGCAGGAGAAGAGGCAUCCGUGAAUGUUCUGUUCCUCCCGAAGACGUCGUGAAGUGGGUGCAGAGGUAUCCGACGACUAACGAGACCACACAUUACGCGGUCGUCAUGGAUCCAAAGGCGGGCGAGGUCGUGUGGGCGAAACGAUGGCUGGAAGGCGAAGCCACGCAGUCCGGGCUUGAUUCGUGGGAUCAGGGUUGGACAUGCAUAUAG